Entamoeba invadens IP1 is the source of this 600-nucleotide messenger RNA. RefSeq lists its product as hypothetical. The transcript has 2 exons. NCBI's taxonomy places the organism in Eukaryota, Evosea, Mastigamoebida, Endamoebidae. Bases 1 to 600 code for a protein of 199 amino acids. The record is from RefSeq and is a predicted model, not a curated record.
AUGGUACUAGACAAGAAUCAAUCGAAGAAAAUUCUGUGUGUAGCUCAAAUAGUAAUGAGUUUAAUAUUUUUAUUAAUAGGUCUGAUAGUGUCGAUUAAGUAUAUGAAAGCGGAUUUUCUGGGAGUGCGAUUGAUAACGAUGGGGAUGUCAUUUGUUGUGACGGGUAUUAUUGGUGGUGCUGCAGGGUAUUUGAUGUCAGACAAUCAUCCGAAGAAGUAUGCUAUAAUAGUUGAAUGCUUUGCUGUGUUGAUGACCAUCAUUCUGAUUAUCACUUCCAUUCGUAUAGUCGUCAAAGUUUCUAAAGUCACUGAAAAGAGUUUCCAAUUAGCUUCGAUUGAAAGAAAUUUUGUUUGCUGCGGGUGGAAUCAUUACUACGACUGUAAUGCACAAGUCCCUCGUGGAAAGACGUGUUACAAAGCAGUUGGAGUCGGGCUGAAGUCACUUGGAUAUAUUUCUAUCAUAUUUUUGGUUGUUAUGGUAUUAAUGGAAUCCUUGUUAUUUGGGCUGUACUGGAAUUUCAAAAAGACUAAAGAACACUUGGACGAUUCAAAUACUUCUUCGUUGCUUCCAAAUGAUGCCGACGAUUUGGCGCCUUUUUAA